This is a messenger RNA of Puccinia triticina, 2268 nucleotides long. RefSeq lists its product as uncharacterized. Lineage: Eukaryota; Fungi; Basidiomycota; Pucciniomycetes; Pucciniales; Pucciniaceae. The record is from RefSeq and is a predicted model, not a curated record. The coding region runs from base 1 to 2268 and encodes 755 amino acids. The transcript is spliced from 11 exons.
AUGUCAGGACCAGAAUAUCAUAUUCCUCCUCCGUCGAAUCAUCAGUUUGGCUCGAGCAGCGGGAAUCCGGAUGCGUCCUUGCAAUCCUUCGCGGACCAGGACACUGCUUGGCAGACUUCAUCAGCCUCCCACCACGGCCACGACCCGAAACAUCUCGGUGGUGAUAAUGUCGAUCACUUCACCCCGCAGCAUCUGACAGAUCAUAACAAUCUCCAUAAACAAAAAAACGCCCUCGAACCCAUGGGGACUCCCUAUCCGAUGAAUCAAUUCAGUUCCGAAGUAGUCCAUCCAAGCCAAUUAAACGAGAACCAGGUCGACGAGGACUUGAUGUCACAGCUGUUCAGGGGUUACGAAAAUCAAAACGAGGGAAACGUGCAAUACUAUCCUUAUGGGGUUACAUCCAACUCCCGGCAACCAGUCUUACAAAAUAUGGAAAACCAUAGGCACACAAACUCUCCAAUUUUCUCUUUUAUGAGCCACACCAACGGUGACCACAUUGAUCACAAGGAAGCACUGGUGUCACAACUGCUUGAGGGUCACGCAAAUCAUGAUGAGGGCGGCACGCAAGACUAUAAUCAUGGUGUCGCAUUCAAAUCCCUGCAGCCAGCCUUACAGACUCCGAUUGCCGAUUUUACUUUGCCAUCUUUCUACCCGAGCCACACCAACGGGGACCAUGUUGUUGAGGACUACUUGAUACCACAUCGAGAGGGUGACAUCGGUCAUCAUGAGCCAAACAAGCAGAACUACCCUGAAGCUGCAAUUGAUGAAUUGCGUUCGGAAGUUUCCAUCCCGAGUCACACCAGCGGAGGUCACGUUGAUCAGAAUCAUCCUCAUGGUGUUACAUUCAACUCGCCUCAAUCAUUCUUACAAAACACAGAGAUCGACAGACAGGCUCAUCAAACUCUUCAUGAGGACAACCUCGACUCGAUUUCUUCAUGGUUGGUUGAUUAUGAUAACCUCCCUAAGGGAAACGAGAAUGAUGAUUACCAUCCCGUUAGAUCCAACUCCUGGGGAGCUGCUCUUCAAUCUACUGCAAACCGCAAGGAAGCUCAUCCCAAAGUGAUUAUUGACUUGAGAUCAGAAUCUUCAUCUUCCCGCCACAGCAACGAGUUUGAUGAGAACCCUCACAAUUCACAAGUCUUGGGAGAUUAUCAUAAUCGCUAUACCACAACCAAGAAGAACGGCGCAACUGGCCCAGCCGUACGACCAGUGGCAGAAUACGAGCAACAAAAUCCUGCGAUGGAACGGUCAGACUUUUUAAUGAACUCUCUCAAAAAAAAACUCAAUCAUCCCAGCAGUAGGUCGCCAUUCCUGGAACAGUUCACAACCAAAUUUAGGGACGAGAUCAAUCAACACUACAGAAAAUACAAGGCCGUGUCAAAGAGGCCUUCCAGAGGCGCUGAUCUCCCGGUUCUUCUGUAUCAAAUGUCCAAUCAAAAUGGUCGAUCACCCUCCUGGAUAAUUCGGGUGAUGGACCAAACUGUUCCAGAUCAAUGGAUAACAAAACCUGCGGCUAGUAUGAUUAGCAUGUUCAAUAAAUUAGUAGACGGACUCAUCCUCAUCAACACGGCCAUAUCGAGGUGGUACAGUGGUGGUCCCAACUUGGAAGCCGAGAAAAUUUCUCACGACGCGUUAACCAAUUGGCUUUGGAAAGAGGCUUUUCAACCUCCCGGAGGCAGUUUUCCUGUCAUGGGAGUAGUUAGAAACCCAAACCCAGUGAACGGCGCGGUUUUUGGCAACUUGCAGAAGUCGCUUUUUGGGUAUCUUAGCCAGGAACCAUCGGUAACAAGCUGCCUCAAGGCCUCUGUUUUGAUUUUUCUGGCUUGGAACAGAAGUCCUGGCAAAGAGUCACGUACACCUCUACCGGAUAAUGAGCUGGGUUUGACUUCACUCUUAACAUCAAUUGCAUCAGGCUCAGUGGCUGGCUUUCGAUUGAAAGCUUCACAUCGUAGAGGGGCCGGGAUCUCCCACAUUUUGUUGAACAAUGAUCCCGGAAACAUCUCAAAUAAGUUCCAUUAUCCUGGCAUGAACAUUUUUCCACGUUUACUUUCACCAAGAAAGUUCGAUCCUAUGGAUGAACCAGGCAGUUUGGAUGAACAUGAAGACUCGAUUCUGAAAGCUUUCAAGCAGCAAAAGCCUAGGUCUCCUUCCAGUGUAAGUCAUGAUGUGGAAGGCCUCCCGGUUUCACUCGAAUUAGAGCCAGUCAAAGAUCAAGGCCGGCCGCUAGAAUUCACUGUCAGAAUUACGGCCAAGAAUCGCAAGGAUUAA